CACCCUUGAGUAGUGUGCGAACUGCCCCCCAGCUUGAGAGCGUGCGCGUGUAUGAGAUGCAGGGAGAGCCGCGCAGAGCACUACCCAAAUAGGCACAGCUACCAAGCGCACAGACAGAGCCGCUGAAAAAUAAAUUCCACACACACUUCAGCAGGGAGAACUUCACAGCGAAGAACGAAACCAGGAAAAUGGGGGGCAAGUUGAGCAAAAAGAAGAAGGGCUACAAUGUGAACGACGAGAAGGCCAAGGACAAGGACGCCAAGGCGGAGGGCGCGGCGGCAGAAGAGGGCGAAGCUCAGAAGGAGAACAAGGAGGAGGCCCCGGCGGCAGCCGAGAACAGCGAGGCGGCCGCCGAAAAGACGGAGAAGGACGCCCAGCCCGCCGCCGACCAGACGGCGGCCAAAGAGGAGGGCAAGGACGCGGCCGCGAAGGAGGAGCCCGAGAAGCCCGCCGCCAACGCCGAGCCCAAGGCCGAGGCGCCCAAGAGCGCGGAGGCCGCCGCCCCCAAGCAGGAGGACAAGCAGCCGGCCGCCGCAGCCGCCGCCCCGGCCUCUAAAGAGCCCGCCCCCGAGGCCAAGGCGCAGGCCCCCGCGCCGCCCGUGGCCGACAGCAAAGCGGAGAGCAAGGAGGAGGCCGACGCCAAAAAGACUGAGGCCCCCGCGGCACCAGCAGCCAAGGCCGAGGCCGCGCCGGCCGCCCCGGAGCCCAAGCCCUCGGAAGCGCCGGCCCCCGCCGCCGCCGCCGCGUCCCCGAAGGAGGCCCCUGCGAAAGAGCCAGCCCCUAGUUCUACAACAGCCGCCGUGGAGAACGCGGCCCCACCGAAGGAGGCCAACGCCACAGACGCCGCAGUCCCUGGCAAGGAUCAAACCGUAGCAGUUCAAGAUUAAUGGACAGCUUCUUUUAAAACAAAACAAAAAACCAACAACAACAACAAAAAGAAAUUAAUAAUUAAAUUAAAUAGCCCACCCACAUUAUUAUUAUUAUUAUUAUUAUUAUUAUGAUUAUUAUUAUUAUUUUUCUGCUGUAGUAUUUGAACUUUGAUACAACUCUGUAUUAACCACCUGCCCCCACCUCCACCCCCUUCCAACCCCCUCACCUAUACCCCUCCAGCCAUUGCCUAGAUUGCCAUCCAAGCUUCCUGGGAUUUUCCUCAUCUCUCUUGCAUCCAUUCUUCUGUCUGGAUCUUCCUCCUGAAGCUUCUGGGACUGUAAACCACCAUUUUUUUUCUCUUGGACUAUCUAGGCUGCAGAUGUCUGAAAAUUAAAUGGAGAGGGUAGAAUCUACUUACCAGUUGGACAUGCACUCUAUCAGUCCUCUCCUCUUCCCUCACUCCUCUUUUCUCCUCUCCUCCCUCUUCUCUCACCUCUUCUCCUCCCGUCUCCCCUCCUCUCCUCUCCUCACUUGUCCUCUCCUCUCCAGGGUGCUAUGUUCUCUGUUCUGCCUGUGGGGUCAGCGCUGGAGCAAUCCAACAGCAAGCGAUUCUUCCUUUAUGUUCCCUCUGGCGUUCCGGCUCAUCUUGCCAUAGUUGUGUUCCCCCCUUUUUUUCACCAGCUUCUUCUCCACAGGCCUGAGCUGUCACUUUCAAGAAGGCCAGAUGUGCCACACCCCCACCACCUCCCACCCCCCCAGCAUUGCCCAGCCCUCCCCCCCCCUUUUAUUGCCGUAACACCCCCCCCCCCCGCUUCUCGUUUAACUUUGAUUUGGUUCUGACUGACAUAUCUCACCCCAUCAUUCGGCCCGAGCUCGGUGGAUCUCAAACUCUGGACCGCCAUCGCGGUGGGGCUCGGAGGCGGGCCCAUGAGCUGCCACACAGUGUAAGCGAGCCACCUUGCAUGAAUUACCAGCCUUUUCAUGCUAUGUCACAACAAAAGCUGCAGAGAAAUUUUUUAAAAUAAUUUUCAUGUGAGGUGGGUCCGCCCACCUAGCACAGUCCAUGGGGGAUGUGCAGCUCGCUUUGAUGAAUUGGCUGAGAACCACCAAACUCACCGACCUUUUCUCUCUGUCUCUCUCUUCCUUUCUCUCUCUCUCUCUCUCUCUCUCUCUCUCUCUUUGUUUGACUCUAUCUCAUUCUGUCAUUCUCUGUGCUUCUCUAGGUAUAUAAAUAUAUAUCAAUAUAUAUUUCUCGCCCUUUAGGUUUCUGUCUCUUCCUCUCUUGACAACGUAAAUGCAUGUCCGUGGUUGGGUGCACCUGUAGUCCUGUCUUUCGGUCAAGUGGAAACGGAAAAAAAAAGAUUCUGCAUUCAUUGCAAAUAAAGUCGCUGUUCCAAUCCGUGUUGCUGCCACAACACAACUCAUUGAAACAAAAGAAAAAAAAAUGUAACAUGGAUGCAUUCAAAUUAUAUGUACUUGUAUAAAUGGUGCAACAGUAAUAAAAUGUAAGAAAUGGAUAAAAAAACAA
Anguilla rostrata (American eel) is the source of this 2398-nucleotide messenger RNA. It is a transcript of the gene basp1, whose product is annotated as brain abundant, membrane attached signal protein 1. The record is from RefSeq and is a predicted model, not a curated record. Bases 189 to 887 code for a protein of 232 amino acids. Lineage: Eukaryota; Metazoa; Chordata; Actinopteri; Anguilliformes; Anguillidae. The transcript has 2 exons.